This is a messenger RNA of Sardina pilchardus (European sardine), 1862 nucleotides long. It is a transcript of the gene calb1, whose product is annotated as calbindin 1. Gene Ontology annotation, molecular function: calcium ion binding. The record is from RefSeq and is a predicted model, not a curated record. Bases 137 to 946 code for a protein of 269 amino acids. Gene Ontology annotation, biological process: regulation of presynaptic cytosolic calcium ion concentration; regulation of long-term synaptic potentiation. NCBI's taxonomy places the organism in Eukaryota, Metazoa, Chordata, Actinopteri, Clupeiformes, Clupeidae. Gene Ontology annotation, cellular component: cytosol; synapse; dendritic spine. The transcript has 11 exons.
GGCGGUGCUGGGAGAUCAGACCGAUAGUGCACGGUUAAAUACAGAGACCGACAGAUCAAAGCGGCUCAGUCACAACAGAACAUCAUCAAGUGCAGCUUCUAGCGACUACUUGCCUGUCAGUACGCACGUUGCUAACAUGGCAAACGCAUACCUGCAGGGAGUUGAGAUCUCCGCUUCACAGUUCCUGGAUAUCUUUCAUCAUUAUGACAACGACGGUAAUGGAUAUAUCGAAGGAAAGGAGUUGCAGAACUUUAUUAAAGAACUUCAGCAAGCCCGGAAACAAGCGGGGCUGGAACUAACAGACCAGAUGAAGGCUUUUGUGGAGGAGUAUGAGAAGAACACCGAUGGGAAGAUAGGCAUUGUUGAUCUAGUUCAAAUAUUGCCAACAGAGGAGAACUUUUUACUAUUUUUCCGGCAGCAGUUGAGAUCCUGUACAGAAUUUAUGCAGGCCUGGAGAAAUUACGAUGCUGACCACAGUGGCUAUAUCGAGGCUGAUGAACUCAAGAACUUUUUAAAAGAUCUGCUUCAGAGAGCUAAGAAGCCAUAUGAUGAGAAGAAACUGGACGAGUACACAAUAACCACGCUGAAAAUAUUUGACUCCAACAACGACGGGAAGUUAUGUCUCGCUGAAAUGGCAAGACUGCUGCCAGAUCAAGAGAACUUCUUACUCAAGUUUCAGAUUUUGAUUUCUCUUUCGUCCCCACAGAAUGUGAAGAUGGACAGAAAAGAGUUCAACAAGAUUUUCGAGUUAUACGACAAGGACAGAAAUGGCUACAUGGAUGAAAAUGAGCUUGAUGCCUUGCUAAAAGACCUGUGUGAAAAAAAUAAAAGGGUGCUGGAAGUUAGCAAAAUCCCCACGUACAAGACAGCCAUCAUGGCCCUAUCCGACGGCGGCAAGCUGUACAGAGAGGAGCUGGCACUUGUCCUGUGCGCUGAAGAGGUCUGAGGCAGAGUCCCCUGCCCCCCCUACCCCCAACCAUACCUGUCCGGAGCAAGCCCCCCCUCUCAUCUGCAGACCCCCCAUCCUACCCUCUCCGUUCCAGGCCCCCCGCUGCCCCGCCCCCCCCUCUCCGUUCACUCGUGACGUGUGUGACGGUAGCUACAGCUCUAAGGUGUUUAUUUAUUUUUGUUGUCUUUUAUUUUUCAGGAAAACUGAUGUAAAUUUUACUGACGCAAAGUGUACUGUACGUAGAGAGGCAUCUGAUCAAAGACCGGUAGCAAAACUUUUCAACCUGUCGUUUCUAUACUGUUUGUACAGCUUUUGUAAUGAUAAGAUUGAUACAUUAAUCAAGGACCUACACCCUGCAUUUACCACCCUGUAAACUCCACAACAUGGGAUCAGGGCACCCUGCUGAACUUGCCUGCAACAAACCAACUACCAAGCAGAACAACGAUAACGAUUACAGUAUAACAAUGAUAACGUUCCUACUGUAGCCAAAGCAAUAACGCGUAUUUUAGGGAAUGAGCUCUGUUGAACGAACCUGUCAAGAACUAAAUCAGCUGGAAUUCUUUAAGAGAAGAUAAUUAUGUUUCUUUUGCAGUGCGUAUUGGUUGCUGCUGUUUAAAAAGUCGAUUAAGGUACUGGUGAAAACUACAGUAUAAGCACACGUCUAUGACACGCAUUUAUCCCCUCCGUCCCCUUUGCCCUGUUGGCUAAACCAUGUCAGAUCAAACUCUUUUGCACUGUAAAGAAUGACAUGCUCCUCUAUGCUAAACACCUGACACACUGUGUAAGAGGUCAUUAAACGAAAAGGACACACUACCUAGAGAAAAAAAAAAAAACAAACAGUGGUGUAUAGUUGUGUGUUUCUGUCUCCGUUCGACCUUACAAGUCCACAACUAAAUUAAAUGCCUUCUCUGAA